AUGUCGGAUGAAUCAGUGCGUUCUUGUAUUUUGGGUCUUUUACGUCUAACAAAACCGCAUAGCGCUCAGCUGAGACGCCGGUGUAACGACCUAUGGUGUUACGAGUUGCUGCGUUUAUCGGGUGCUCGACUCGUGAACAGACUUAAAUACGUGAUCUGGUGGGCCCCUUUACGUGCUCUAGUGGUGGCCUAUAACAGAGGCAUAUUAAGUGGUCAACGAGUGCUGGAUGCUGUGUAUGACGAGUUACAGCGCCGCGGUGUUUUAGAAGCCCCCCGCGUAAGAGGCCUUGUCGAACCGUUGCACGAGGAGGGGGUGGGGGAAGAACCUAGAGCGAGCACCUCGGCAGCCCCGGCCGAGACGAUACCGCAGCAUUUUACCAUAUAUCGGCCGUUUUACGACGCUGUGAGUGACGAAGAAGAAGAGGCUCUCGCUGAGACGACGAGAGCUGCGCAGGAAGCGGAUCUAGAGCAUCAAACCGCCCUCUACCAACCGCAGCAUGAGGAGAGGGCCGAGGAAGAGCCUAGAGCGAGCACCUCGGCAACCUCGGCCGAGCCGGUACCGCUGCAGCCCGAAUUUGAUGACGACGAGGCGUCGACUAUUCUCAACCCCUCCUUGAUGUUUAGCGAUCGGUCUGAUAUACUGGCUGUGUACCGGCACACCAGAGCUAACGAUGACGACGGAGCGAUAGCGGGUCCAUCGUAUCACCACCAUCGUCAGCAGGAAGAUGAUGACCUCGUACAACCCGAGAAUCAGCUGGGGGUGUAUCCGCUGGACGCUCAACAGGCGGAGGAGGAGGAGGAGGGGGAGGAGGAGGAGCGUCUAAACGAGGAGCGAUUAGAAGCUAGACGCUUCGGCCUAUGGUUUCAAGAGCUGAUGGAGUGUGAUUCAGGGUACUCGUCAGCUGACUCGUCAGCUGUCUCGUUAUUGGCGUACCGCGAUUAGUACGAGAUAUACAAACGGGCGGGGGGAGAACGCGCAAUACACAGGGGUGCGAGGCUUUCGGGGAUGUGCAACCCCCGGGAGGGCGGAUCAUCAUUGCGCACGAUACAGCUCGUUAUUUCAAACGUUUUCGACUACGUGGUCGGGAGAUAACACUGCGUAUCCGCCAACCUCAAGCUGGCGCAAACGUGACAGCAUGGCUUGAAGGAGCAUUCCGCGAUCUUCUGACGCAUCUCACGAGUCACUGUGAGGGUGGUGACUACGCGGGGAUCUCGUUCUCCGCGAGCUGCUUAGCGCACGGCCCCGUCUGGCUUUCAUUCCGCCCUGUCCGCGCCUAUACAUUUGUAGAUAUCUGGCAAUUAAUAACAAACAUAGCUCAAAGUGCAGCGUCUCUGGAUAUUAAUGAUUCUUUCCAUAUAAAAGUAUGUAUCGUUAAAGGUUUGGAGGGUAGGGGGCGAAAAGGUUUGACACACG
Molecule: messenger RNA, 1413 nt
Organism: Venturia canescens
Lineage: Eukaryota; Metazoa; Arthropoda; Insecta; Hymenoptera; Ichneumonidae
Exons: 6
Coding region: 1-942 (313 amino acids)
Source: RefSeq, a predicted model, not a curated record